AUGGCUGCCUCUUCUUCUUCUUCCCAGCAAUCCAAGGUCCUCAUCCUCGAUGGUGGCCUCGGCACUUCCUUGGAAGACAAGUACGGCAUCAAGUUCGAGUCAGCUACCACGCCUCUCUGGUCUACCCAUCUUCUCGUCGAUGGUCAGGACACCCUGCUCGCCUGCCAGAAAGACUUUGGAGAUGUACCCGUUGACAUCAUCCUCACUGCCACCUACCAGUUAUCCAUCCACGGCUUUGCCAACACCCGCACUGCCCAAUUCCCCAACGGUAUCGACAAAGCCAACAUUGGCAACUUCAUCCAGGACGCCAUUCGCAUUGCCGAUGAGGCGGGACGUUCCCAAGGAAGCAAGACAGCUCUCAGCAUCGGUCCCUAUGGAGCUUGCAUGAUCCCUGGCCAAGAGUACAGCGGCGCUUAUGACGCCGACCACGAUACUCUCGAGAAGCUCCGUGACUGGCAUGCCGAGCGGCUCCAGCUGUUCCAAUCUGCCGCCGCCUUCUCUUCCCCCGUCAGUUAUGUCGCCAUUGAGACGAUCCCGCGCACAGAUGAGAUCAAGGCCGUGAGGCAGGCCCUGGAUAAGACCAAAGUCUUGGCCUCUGAGACCCCCAUUCCUUUCUGGAUCGCGACGCUUUUCCCGAGAGAGGACGGCCUGCUGCCGGAUGGAUCUUCCAUCAAGGAGGCUGUGACGGCCAUGCUCAGCCGUGAUGUUGCCACGAGCCAUCCCUGGGGUAUCGGCAUCAACUGCACCAAGGUGUGGAAGUUGGAGUCUCUCAUCCAGAGCUAUGAAUCCGCUGUCAAGGAACUCGUCCACGAGGGCGCCGUCGACGCCGCUCCGGCACUUAUCCUCUAUCCGGAUGGCACUAACGGGGAAGUCUACAACACGACGACCCAAAAGUGGGAGCUUCCCCAAGGAUCACAACACCCUACCACUUCAUGGGAAGCCCAACUCUCACAAGUGGUCUCUAACGCCGAAUCUCGAGGAUUGUGGAAACAGAUUGUUGUGGGCGGAUGCUGCAAGGCAAGCCACGCUGACAUUGCUCGGCUCCGAACUGCAGUAGAAGGCCUAUCUCGGUAG
Molecule: messenger RNA, 1074 nt
Organism: Colletotrichum scovillei
Lineage: Eukaryota; Fungi; Ascomycota; Sordariomycetes; Glomerellales; Glomerellaceae
Product: homocysteine S-methyltransferase
Exons: 1
Coding region: 1-1074 (357 amino acids)
Biological process (GO): S-methylmethionine cycle
Molecular function (GO): S-adenosylmethionine-homocysteine S-methyltransferase activity
Source: RefSeq, a predicted model, not a curated record